This is a messenger RNA of Candidula unifasciata, 1017 nucleotides long. The record is from the annotation of a GenBank genome assembly. NCBI's taxonomy places the organism in Eukaryota, Metazoa, Mollusca, Gastropoda, Stylommatophora, Geomitridae.
AUGCCGUUGUUUGGACCAAGGACCAAAAGUCCCCAGGAGCUUGUACGCUCGCUAAAGGAAAACUUGCUACAGUUGCCGAAUCUAAAAGAAAAAGAGUACAAGAAGGUGAGCGAAGAGGUCUCCAGGACGCUUCAGUCGAUAAAGACUUUGUUGUACGGCACAGUUGACCAGGAGCCCGCUACAGAACAGGUGGCCAUGCUGUCUACUGAAAUGUACCAGAGCAACACACUGCUAUUGCUAGUGCAGAAUCUUGCCCGAGUUGAUUUUGAGGGCAGAAAAGAUGUUGUUGCCAUUUUCAACAACUUGUUGCGGCGACAGAUUGGUACCAGAAUGCCCACAGAGGAGUAUAUAUGCAUGAACCCUACACUUCUGAUAGACCUUGUCAAGGGUUAUGAAAUUCAAGAAAUUGCCCUGAACUGUGGCAUGAUGCUCCGGGAGUGCUGUCGGUAUGAGUCCCUGGCCAAAAUUUUGCUAAAUUCUCCAGAGUUCUACAAGUUCUUUGAGUAUGUUGAAGUGUCUACUUUUGAUAUUGCAUCAGAUGCAUUUUCCACUUUCAAGGAGCUGUUGACAAAACACAAGAUGUUAUCUGCCGAGUUCCUGGAACAUAACUAUGAUGAGGUGUUCUCUUAUUACCAGACACUUUUGAAUUCUGAAAAUUACGUCACGCGUCGACAGGCGCUCAAGCUGCUGGGAGAGCUGUUGUUGGACAGACACAACUUCAGUACAAUGAACAGAUACAUCACCAAUCCUGAAAACCUCAAGCUGAUGAUGAACCUGUUGAGGGAGAAGUCCAGGAAUAUUCAGUUUGAAGCAUUUCAUGUCUUCAAGAUUUUUGUGGCCAACCCAAACAAACCACGUCCAAUCUUGGACAUUCUGUUGCGCAACAAGGAGAAACUGGUCGACUUCUUGACCAGAUUCCACACAGAGAGGUCCGAGGAUGAACAGUUCAAUGAUGAGAAAAGUUAUCUAAUUAAGCAGAUCAGGGAACUGCGAGCUCCUGAGGAUGGUGAUUCGUAG